This is a messenger RNA of Tricharina praecox, 509 nucleotides long. RefSeq lists its product as uncharacterized. The record is from RefSeq and is a predicted model, not a curated record. The transcript has a single exon. Lineage: Eukaryota; Fungi; Ascomycota; Pezizomycetes; Pezizales; Pyronemataceae. Bases 144 to 356 code for a protein of 70 amino acids.
GACGCCGCUCCGGCAAGACGAAGUCGGCGGAGAGGGAGAAGGAGAGCGCCGGCGAUAGGAACGAGGGUCUCACCGCACGGCAGGUCGUUGGUGCUGUGGCGGUCGCGGUGUUGGUGGCUGUGUUUUAGCCGUGCUGGGGUGGCAUGGGGGGGAACGGGGAGUCUGUUUUUGGUUUUUUGGUUUUUAUACCUGGCGUUUGGGCGGGGGGAACGGAGCUUUUGUUUAUGGCGUCUUAUGGGCUUGGGAAUGAAUGGACGGACAUGGGAAUGGGAAUGGGAAUGGAUGAACAUAGGUAUGAUCGGGGGAAAUGGCGGGGAGGACGGCGCUGGAGCCUGGAUCACUGCGAUGCAUCAUGAUCCGGCUGUGGUGUAUUAUACGCAUGUACAUUGUGGAGGAUUAUAGGAUGUAAAUAUUUUCCGCGGGAAUGCGCACAAAUGGGCCAAUCGAUCAAGAAAGAAAGUUGAUCAUUUAAUAUUUAUUUGGUUCAUAAGUGAGAAUUCGGGUGUGGG